Molecule: messenger RNA, 1988 nt
Organism: Nelumbo nucifera (sacred lotus)
Lineage: Eukaryota; Viridiplantae; Streptophyta; Magnoliopsida; Proteales; Nelumbonaceae
Gene: FTSZ2-1
Product: Tubulin/FtsZ family protein
Biological process (GO): chloroplast fission
Cellular component (GO): cytoplasm; chloroplast
Molecular function (GO): GTPase activity; GTP binding
Source: RefSeq, a predicted model, not a curated record
GUCAGUCAAGCUACUUCCUUCCCGAAAGUCCAAAACACUCACCCUCUAGAGAUUUUUGUGACAGAGAUUUCAUUUCUCUCAGCCCAAAACCCCAAAGGAAAAGUAGAACACAGAAGUUGUAAAACAAUCAGCUUUUCGACUCUCUUCUCAGUGGCGAGAAUCUCUGUCACCAUUUCCUGGAAUACCGUAACUUGCUCAGGUCACUGAAGAAACCUUCGGAAUGGAAUUACUGACUUUGGGGGAUUUCAUUCUCUAGUCUCCGGAAGCCGUCCUACUUAUUAUAGUCUCCGAGAUUUUGGAUUUUACCAUUAAAGAUGACAACUCAUUUAGCAUGUUUUCCGUCUUCCGACACUCGAAAUUCAGUGGGAGUCUUAUCUGUUCUUGGAGGAAGAGUCCCGAUGAAGAAUCGUGUAGGUAAAAUCAGUUCCCUGAAGGUGUUUGAUGGGAAGAAUGGAUUUUUUGGUCACAGCCAGAGGAUUGCUUCAAAUUUGCCUCAUUUUAGAUGUUUGGCCAAUUCCCACAACUCAAGUCCAUACAACAGUAGAGAUCCUUUCUUGAGUCUACACCCCGAAGUCUCGAUGCUAAGAGGAGGUGAGGGAAGCGACGCAGUAACGAGUCCGAGAAAGGAAAGCGCAGGUGUCAAUGUCACUGAGAGCUUAGUUGAUUUGCCUGCUUCAAAUAAUUAUAAUGAAGCUAAAAUCAAAGUCAUUGGUGUUGGAGGCGGCGGGUCAAAUGCCGUUAAUAGAAUGAUUGAGAGUGCCAUGAAGGGUGUGGAGUUCUGGGUAGUUAAUACAGAUGUUCAAGCCAUGAGAAUGUCGCCCGUGUUUCCUGAGAACCGCUUGCAAAUAGGUAAAGAGCUAACUAGGGGUCUUGGUGCCGGUGGCAAUCCAGAUAUUGGCAUGAAUGCUGCCAAGGAGAGCAAAGAAGCAAUAGAGGAGGCCCUCUAUGGUUCUGACAUGGUUUUUGUUACGGCUGGAAUGGGUGGGGGAACUGGCACAGGUGGCGCCCCGGUAAUUGCAGGAAUUGCCAAGUCAAUGGGUAUUUUGACUGUGGGAAUUGUUACAACCCCUUUCUCAUUUGAGGGGCGGAGACGAGCAGUUCAAGCACAGGAAGGAAUUGCAGCUUUGAGAGACAAUGUUGACACACUGAUUGUUAUUCCUAAUGACAAAUUAUUGACUGCCGUUUCUCAAUCUACUCCUGUAACUGAAGCAUUUAAUUUGGCUGAUGAUAUCCUUCGACAAGGUGUUCGUGGUAUCUCUGAUAUAAUUACGGUUCCAGGUCUGGUUAAUGUUGAUUUUGCUGAUGUGCGUGCUAUCAUGGCAAAUGCAGGUUCUUCACUGAUGGGGAUAGGAACUGCAACAGGCAAGACUAGGGCAAGGGAUGCUGCAUUGAAUGCCAUCCAAUCACCUUUACUGGAUAUUGGUAUAGAAAGGGCUACUGGAAUAGUAUGGAACAUCACAGGUGGAAAUGAUUUAACUUUGUAUGAGGUAAAUGCUGCUGCUGAGGUUAUAUAUGACCUUGUGGAUCCAACUGCAAACCUAAUAUUUGGAGCAGUGAUAGACCAGUCACUCAGUGGUCAAGUCAGCAUAACUCUGAUAGCUACUGGGUUCAAACGCCAAGAUGAAAACGAAGGGAGGCCUCUUCAGGGAAGUCAGCUAGGAUAUGGAGAUGUUGGUCGACGGCCUUCCUCCUUUACUGAAGGUGAGUCAGUGGAGAUCCCUGAAUUCCUAAAAAAGAAGGGGCGCUCACGUUAUCCUAGGGCUUGAAAGAAUUGUACCAUAUAUCCUGUUUCCUGCCCCCCCCCCACCCCAUCACUAACAGCGAGAUCUACAGUGUAUUGUUUAAAAUUUGUCCCUUUCAUCAGUCGGUAAUAAAAAAAAAUGCCGUGUUGGGUUGGCUUUAAGUUGGAUACAAGAAAAAUCUUGUGCAGUUCCUCAAUAUUUAAUCAGUAAAUCUCAAUCUAGAGCUCAGCCUUUAUUGUUUUUUGA